This is a messenger RNA of Penicillium antarcticum, 1602 nucleotides long. Its product is annotated as alpha-arrestin. The coding region runs from base 1 to 1602 and encodes 533 amino acids. The transcript has a single exon. Lineage: Eukaryota; Fungi; Ascomycota; Eurotiomycetes; Eurotiales; Aspergillaceae. The record is from RefSeq and is a predicted model, not a curated record.
AUGCCGGGCCGCUUGAUCGAUAACUUGAUUCGGACUGCUGGGAGUCUACACUCCUCAGUAUCAUCUACUCCUAUCCACUCCAAUUCUUCCUCCACCGCCUCUGUCAAUGAGAUCCCACAUGUCAAGAAGCCGCAUUCGGAUCGCGCUCGAUCUCCCGAACGUCGCCUGUCUUUCUCAAUGGACCACCUCAUUCACCCACACCGAGACUCGAGCAAGGAAAAGCGCCGCAGCCUAGGACGCGCUGGACGAUCCAAGGAGCGCUCUAGUCAUGAGCACACCCCGCCAGCCGCAAAGCUGGAUGUCCUCAUUGAGUCGCCACCUCUCGUCUGUUAUGGUCCUCCUACCAACUCGACCGGCGCAUUGUUCUCUGGCCGCUUGCGCAUUGCAGUCCCCAAGAUGACCGCCGGAGUGACUCUCACCCAAUUCGAUGUUCGCCUCGUUUGCAACACUAUCACCAAGAAGCCUGUCUCCGGACACUGUGCCAACUGUAUCUCCAAGACCGAGGAGCUGAACAGCUGGAACUUCAUCACUGAGGAUCUCCACCUCGCUAGCGGAGACCACGACUUCCCUUUCAGUUACCUCUUCCCCGGACACCGUCCGGCCACCUGCAGUGGCUCCCUGGGCCAGAUUGAAUACUUCCUCAUGGCUCACGCCAAGAGCAUCACUGGAGAGGAAUACAGCCUCAAGCUGCCUCUCAAUGUCCGUCGUGCUCUGCUCCCGGGAAACGACAAGUCCUCCAUUCGCAUCUUCCCCCCUACCAACCUUACCGGCCGUAUCGUCCUUCCCUCCGUUGUUCACCCCAUCGGCAAGUUCCCUGUUGAGAUGACCCUCAGUGGCGUUGUCGACAAAGGUGACGAAACCCAGACCCGCUGGCGUCUUCGCAAGAUGAUGUGGCGCAUUGAAGAGCACCAGAAGAUUGUCUCCACCGCAUGCGCAAAGCACCUUCACAAGGUUGGCGGCGAGGGCAAGGGUGUCAUGCACCAGGAGACUCGCAUCAUUGGGCACAAUGAGGAGAAGAACGGCUGGAAGACCGACUUCGACACUGCCGGUGGCGAAAUUGGCAUGCAAUUUGAAGCCAGCAUCAACCCCACCACCAACCCUGUCUGCGAUAUGGAGGCCCCCGGCGGCCUCGAAGUCAAGCACAACCUUGUCAUCGAGCUGAUUGUUGCUGAGGAGUUCUGCCCCAACCGCAACACUCGUCUCAUUACUCCCACUGGCGCUGCCCGUGUUCUGCGCAUGCAGUUCAACCUUCACGUGACUGAGCGCAGUGGCCUCGGUAUCAGCUGGGAUGAGGAGAUGCCUCCUGUCUACGAGGACGUCCCCGCGAGCCCCCCUGGUUAUACCAAACCCGAUGACACCCACAGCUUCAUCGGGGACUACCACGGGUCCCCACUUCCUCUCCCGGAAUAUGAGGACCUUGAGCGUAUGGAAUCGUUGCGACUGGACAGUGACUCAACCCACUCCUCCAACCAAUCGACCCGCAGCUCAACAAACCGAAUGCGUUUCACAGUUGACGACCUCGUCACUGGAGAAUCACCCGCAGCCUCCCCUCUCCCCUCUCGCACACCUUCUCGAGCCCCUUCCAUUGACUCCCGUCAAUAA